CUGAUGUACACGUGGGUUUGCGCCUCUUCUGUGGAGAGGAACUGGGCGUUGCAAUGCACGAGCGUAUCCACGAGAAGCGCCGCAACGGGAUGGACUUCACGAAGCUGACUGACAUGGUGGAGAUGUGCGCGAACAAGAAGCUCCUGGCGUGUAGACAGAGGAGGAGGGGACUUCUCCUGCCGGCGGGUGAUCUCGAGGAGGGGCCAGACGACGUCCCUGAGCCGCGCAGAUCAGAUACUCUGCCAUCGGGGUCACUGAGGGACGAGGAGAUCAGACCCCAGGCGUGCAGGAUGCAACGUGCCUCGACUGUCCGCCACCCCUCUACGGUUGACAGUGUGUUUGGUCGUCAUGCAACUUAUAUCGAGCUGUAUGACAAGGAGAUCGAGUACGAGUCACCCACGGGCCCACAGGCAGCGGACGAGAUGGAGGCAGAGGCGUGGACGGACCCUGAGGACUUGGAGCAGGGAGGCCGUGACACACCUGACGCUGGUGAGGACUUCGGUGGGGAGAGUGAUCAUGGGGCUGAGAGUGACAUGCGGUCACGACUCACGGGAUCGACAGAGCCAUUGCAAUCCCGCUCGUCUAAGCGCUCGAGGCUAGAUAUGGACCUCAAGGACGUGCUUGAGGAGGAGCGACUGAGAUUGAUGUUAUCGGGGUGUGCCACGGCAUAUCGGCUUGCGUUGGAGCAGAACACGACGAGGGCGAGAGAGAUGGGGUGUAUUGUGGAGGAGGUUACUGCCGCCUCUCGCGCUCUUUUUCUCGAAUCUGUGAUGCAUCCUCCUGCCCAGUACCUGUCCAUUCUCCCCCUUCUUUUGAAUUGUCUGGGCACCCCUCAGACCCCUGUUAUGAUCGUAGCAUCUGUUGAUUGUGUGUGCAGAUGUAUUUCUGAAAACAUACUUGUCGUUGAAGUGUAUGGAUGGUAGGCACUGUGUGCUAUGACGAGGAUUCGCCCGGAUUUUUUUCUCCCUCGCUUGCCUUUUAUGGAAGUAAAUACCAUAAAAAUAG
Messenger RNA from Chara braunii, 1005 nucleotides. Lineage: Eukaryota; Viridiplantae; Streptophyta; Charophyceae; Charales; Characeae. The record is from the annotation of a GenBank genome assembly.